AAAGUGAUUUUAAACAUAUGAUCCCAAACUUCAUGUGACAACUACCCAUGUGAUUUUGACAACACUAUUAUCAUAUGAUUAAAGGGGUUCGGUCUGGGAUCAUUUUCUAAAGUAGAGUGUUUCUUCACAAAAAUGCAGCAUAUUGUGCUUGUUUUAGGUUUAGUAGCUUCAGUAUAUGGGGCUGGAGAACUCUCAAUAAUCCAUCACCCAGGUAGCAUCGUAUUCAAAGGGCAUGACGCUAUCAAGGAAAGUACGUUGCCUGAAGUCUUCUCUGCUGCCCUUGGGUUCUCGACAGAGCACUUUUCUCAUUGGCAAGGGUUUUACAUUGAGAACCCCUUCAAUAUACCCGAAGCCAUUGUAACUGUUGCUGUAGAUGGGGUGCAGGACAUUGGGCAGAAUAAGGGCCAUCACUACCCUCUAUUGACCAAUGAUGACGAAAAUCGCGUCUUUAAAGCUCUGGCUUCCAGGAUUUCGGAAAGGUAUCCUGAUGAGGAACCUAGUUUAGUCCGGAUUGAUUUUGCUAAUGGGUUAGAUGAUGUGCAUCAAUACAGUAUUUUUGAUGGAAUCAAGAGCGAAAACCCCAAACACGUGUCGCACAAGCACUUGAAGCUUGAUGUGGAGGAAGACAGAACUUUUUUGAAAGACAUUGCUCUUUUGAAUGCAAUCAUAGAGAAAGUUGAAAACCGCGCUGUUAAGGAAGACUUUGUACCCGAUGUAUACUGGUUCAAAAUCUCCUCUCUUCACUCUUUGUCAGAUCUUCAUGGACCGAAUUCGACUGAAACCCAGGAGGCCAAGAAGCUUCUCCAAGACACAAUUGUUCGUCUAACUGAUGCUUUCGUAAAGCAGUAUAAUAACCAUGUUCUUGUCUCUGUUAUAACGAGUGAUGCGAGCCACACUAGAUUGAGAAGGAAUAUUUUGGCUACUUCCGAAACCGACAGCGAUAAAACCAAGUACAAUCUAGCUUCCACCUACUCAAAGGACUAUCCUGUAAUUUUCAACAUAAUCCUGUGGUUUUCUAUUGUUAUGCUGUUUGCGAUUCUGGCGAUCUGCCAUGUUACUGCUAAUAUGGAUCCUGGCCGUGACUCCAUCAUCUACAGGAUGACCAGCACCAGAAUUAAGAAAGACAAUUAAUUUCCUGAGAUAUUUGGAAACUCCAUUUUGCAUUGAAGUAGUACAGAAUUUAUCAUUUUGAUCAGUUGUUGUAAACUUGUAAUUUUUGUUGUAAAUAGAAAUUGUUAUGCACUCAUCGGAACAAGCGAGCACAAUGUUUUCAAACAUUCCUCAAAUUGUAUUAGAUUAGAAUGUAGCUUUAGAUUAUGUAAAAUGUGCUUAGAUUAGUCUCAUCAUUUUGAACUUGUGGGGAACUAUCAUCUAACCAAUAGUGUCAAGUGCUUUGGAUUUUGGUUUCAUUGACAAAAAGUAUUUAAAUAAAACCGCCCUAGUAUUUUACACUUGCUGUAAAAAUUACCAUCAUAGAAACUAUUUUCCCGACCGUUUUUCCUUUUGCUCACACAUCAGAACCCAGUGAAAUUUUACAUAGCAAGAUAAUCUUACAACUUAGUGUAGCAAUUAAUAAGGGAUGCAAUUUUGGACCGGAAGCUUUGUUGAUAUAAGUUGAAUUUAAUAUGUAGUUAUGGGGACUGGUUAAAUUGGUUGUUGGGUCAUUGAUGAAUUCAAGACAAAUUAUGUAAUAUUUUCUUUGUUUUUAAAUAACUAUGCAUUGAAAGCACAGUUAUUUUAAGCUAAGUAAGUUAAACAAAAGUAUGUAUGUAUUGGAAAACACUUGGAAUGUCGGUAUAAUAUAAUAAAUCGCGUAGUUGCUGUAGUUUAGA
Molecule: messenger RNA, 1832 nt
Organism: Dendroctonus ponderosae (mountain pine beetle)
Lineage: Eukaryota; Metazoa; Arthropoda; Insecta; Coleoptera; Curculionidae
Gene: ATP6AP2
Product: ATPase H(+)-transporting accessory protein 2
Exons: 5
Coding region: 133-1131 (332 amino acids)
Biological process (GO): positive regulation of Wnt signaling pathway
Cellular component (GO): membrane; external side of plasma membrane
Molecular function (GO): signaling receptor activity
Source: RefSeq, a predicted model, not a curated record